Molecule: messenger RNA, 948 nt
Organism: Letharia columbiana
Lineage: Eukaryota; Fungi; Ascomycota; Lecanoromycetes; Lecanorales; Parmeliaceae
Exons: 1
Coding region: 1-948 (315 amino acids)
Source: RefSeq, a predicted model, not a curated record
AUGGGCGUUGUACCUGGAAGAUGCGUUGAUUGGAGAGCUAGGAAGAAAUUCGAAUGCGGAUUCGAUGCAGAGCGUUAUCGGUUGAGCAGAGCACAAAGAGCAGAAGGCUUGCUGAUUGGUUUUUGUUCAAUCCGUCCUGAAGAGCCAUCACAAUGCCAUUGUCAGGGAACAAAGACCCUUCUCUGGCGCAACGCUCGCAACUUGCUUCGCCAUGCGACUCUUGCUUUUAUAAAUAUAGCCUCUCAAUUGACGCACCCUGUUGUUCUUCUUUCAAACCCCCUCACCAGCCACCCAUCAACAACCACAACCCAGCAAAAAGACAACCAGCAAAAACCCCUCACCUCCACCAAAACAAACAAAAAGAGCUCUGAAUCCCGUCAUCAUGAGCGACCCAACACCCGCAGCGCAGCAGCCUCGCCUCCCCCCCUCAACAGCCUCAUCCGACCCGCCCACAUCCUCUCCCUCUUCCGCCACCACGAGCAGCGCAAAACGCACUACUUCGACGGCUGCAGCCAGCUCUGGAACGCGAUCCUGACCAACCCCCAGGACUCGCCCGCCCACCGGCACGCAUACCGCCAGCUGACCUCCCUGACGCAAACGAUCAAGGACGCCAUGGCCCGGCAGAAGGCAACGGAACGAGAAACCGCGCGGCACGCCGAGCGGUCGCGGCAGGAACGCCUGCUCGUGCUGCAACGGCAGCGGCAGCGGGUCGCGAGGGAGCAGUCUGCGUUCCGGACCCUCGUGCGGCAGGUCGCGGGCGCGGUGCCCGUCCCCAGCCUCGCCGACUUCGAGGCCGGCCUUUCGGCUUUCCACCCCGGGGCCGCGGUCGGGUCGGGGUUGGACGACGGCGGGAUGCGGAGCGCGCGGGGGAUGAUGUCGAGACGGCGCUCGGGUUGCUGGAUGUCAGUACGGAGAGGGCGGGUGAGGAGGAUGUGUACGCGGGGUUGA